CUAAAAUUCCCAAACUAACCAUAAACAUAUGUUCUUUCCUUUUGUGGGCGCUUCUCUGCUUUCUUCUCUGUCUCUUUCUUUCCAUUUAUAUUUUCGAUCAUAAAACCCAAAUUGAUUUUCCUAGAUCUCGCGCGACCUGUUUUCUCUUAUUUGGAAAAAGGUUGUAAGAAAUGGGAAGGGGUAAGAUCGCGAUCAAGAGGAUUGAUAACGCGACGAGUCGUCAGGUGACUUUCUCCAAGCGAAGGAACGGACUCUUGAAGAAAGCCAAGGAGCUUGCGAUUCUCUGCGACGCUGAGGUUGGUGUCAUCAUCUUCUCCAGCACCGGCAGGCUCUACGAGUUCUCCAGCUCCAGCAUGAAAUCGAUAAUAGAUAGAUACAGCGAGGCCAAAUGUGAAACUAGUUCGGAAAUCAACCCAGCUUUAGAAAUCAAGUUUUGGCAAAAGGAGGCCGCGAUUCUAAAGCGACAGUUACACAACUUGCAAGAAAACCACCGGCAAAUGAUGGGGGAAGAGCUCUCUGGACUAAGUGUGGAAGAUUUACAGAAACUGGAGAAUCAGCUUGAACUGAGCCUUCAUGAUGUACGAAUGAAAAAGGAUCAAAUGUUACUAGAAGAAAUACAAGAGCUUAACCGCGAGGGGAAUCUCUUACACCAAGAGAACUUAGACCUCCACGAGAAAUUAAACCUAAUGCGACAACAGAAUAUGGAGUUACAUAAGAAGGUUUCAGAGGUUGAGGGUGUGAAAAGCUCAGAGAAAAUUUCUCUUCUCACAAAUGGUCUAGGCAUGAGAGAUAACUCGAGCGAACAUGUUCAUCUUCAGCUCAGCCAACCGCUGCAGCAUGAUGAGACUCCUUCAAAAGCUAUCCAACUAAGCUAUUUCUCCUUCAUUUCAUAAUAUAUAAUUCAAUUACAAUUGUAGCAGCUUGCCACUGCAUAAGCAAAAAAAAACAUGAGCAGAUUGUAAUGUUUUCGAUCAAAACACCAGCUUUGUAUUU
This is a messenger RNA of Brassica oleracea var. oleracea, 993 nucleotides long. Its product is annotated as agamous-like MADS-box protein AGL16. Gene Ontology annotation, molecular function: RNA polymerase II cis-regulatory region sequence-specific DNA binding; DNA-binding transcription factor activity, RNA polymerase II-specific; protein dimerization activity. The coding region runs from base 171 to 893 and encodes 240 amino acids. The transcript has 8 exons. The record is from RefSeq and is a predicted model, not a curated record. NCBI's taxonomy places the organism in Eukaryota, Viridiplantae, Streptophyta, Magnoliopsida, Brassicales, Brassicaceae. Gene Ontology annotation, biological process: positive regulation of transcription by RNA polymerase II. Gene Ontology annotation, cellular component: nucleus.